This is a messenger RNA of Camellia sinensis, 1744 nucleotides long. Lineage: Eukaryota; Viridiplantae; Streptophyta; Magnoliopsida; Ericales; Theaceae. The record is from RefSeq and is a predicted model, not a curated record.
UUUGACAAAAAGCAUGAGUCUUUCGCCAAAGAUCCGCGUAACGUUAGGCUCGGACUAGCUAGCGAUGGUUUUAACCCGUUUGGAAACAUGAGUAACUCAUAUAGCAUAUGGCCGGUUUUUCUUGUCCCAUACAAUUUACCACCAUGGAAAUGUAUGAAGGAUCCAUUUUUUAUGAUGCCUUUGCUUAUUCCUGGGCGUAGGGCUCCCGGGUUUGACUUUGAUGUGUUUUUACGGCCAUUGAUAGAUGAGUUAAAGGAGUUAUGGGAGGUAGGGGUAGAAACAUACGAUGCAUCAAAUGGCCAAAGUUUUCAAUUACGUGCCGCAUUGUUAUGGACCAUCAACGAUUUCCCUGCAUAUGGUAACUUAUCCGGUUGGAGCACCAAAGGGAAAUUGGCUUGCCCUUCAUGUAAUGAGGAUGCAUCUCACCAAUACUUGCAUCAUUGGAAGAAAACUUGUUACACGGGGCAUCGUCGUUUUUUGCCGCAUAAUCAUGUUUUACGAAAAAGCAAGGCAUUCAAUGGUGAGCCAGAGCGUAAAUUGGAACCCAAGUUGUUGUCUGGGGAGGAGGUUUUGGGACAAUUGGAGCAUCUUGACUCGACAGUAUUUGGGAAGAUAGAUGAACGUGGGAAGAAGCGAAAACGUUCUCCUCAAUAUUUAAAUUGGACAAGGAAAAACAUUUUUUUUGAGUUACUUUAUUGGAAAACCCUUCUCCACAACCUCGAUGUUAUGCACAUUGAAAAGAAUGUAUACGAUAGUGUGAUGGGAACAUUGAUAAACGUUGAUGGAAAAACUAAGGACUCAUACAAGGCUCGUUUUGAUCUAGUGGCUAUGGGUAUAAGGCCUAAAUUACACCUAAGGCAAGUAGAUGGAAAAACUUUCCUACCCGCUCCUUGCUUCACGCUCUCUCCAACUGAAAAAAGAAGUUUUUGUGAAUUCUUGAGUACAGUUAAAUUGUCAGAUGGCUAUGCAUCAAACAUAUCACAUUGUGUGAGCACUAGUGAUUGUCGAAUUACAGGGUUGAAAAGCCAUGAUUGCCAUGUUAUCUUGCAAAGAUUGCUUCCUGUUGCCCUACGUGGAUGUUUGAAAAAGGAUGUGAGCAAGGCUUUAAUUGAGCUUUUCUUGUUCUUUAAGGAGUUAUCGGCAAAAACAUUGAGAGUUGAUGUCUUAGAACAACUUGAGAAAGAUAUUGUUUUAAUUUUGUGCAAGCUUGAGAAGAUAUUUCCACCAUCUUUUUUCGAUAUUAUGAUCCAUUUAUGCGUACACUUAUCACGUGAAGCAAUCCUUGCUGGACCGGUGCAAUACCGGUGGAUGUAUGCAUUUGAGAGGUACAUGCAUAUUCUUAAGGGCUAUGUGCGUAACAAAGCCCGUCCAGAAGGCUCUUUUGCUGAAGGUUACAUUGAUAAUGAGGCUCUUACCUUUUGCUCUAUGUACUUCAAUGAAGGAGCUGCAGUUAAUGAUGUGUUGAAUUUAAAAGAUUUGAAGAAAGCUCGAUGGUAUGUGUUGAAUAAUUGUGAUGAAGUUCAACCGUAUGUGAGGCAAUACAUGGAUGAACUUGAGAGACAUGGUUUGAGAAAUGUUCAAGAGAGGCUGGAAUCAGAGUUUCAUACAUGGUUUCUAAAAUACGUAAGAGCUAUAAAUUUUUAACCUUAUUUGUGCAUUUAAAUAAUGUAGCUAAGUAUAUGCUAAUACAUUUCACAUCAUAAAUGGAAUUAGGUCACAAAGCAACAACUUGAAGGGACCAUGG